Messenger RNA from Somion occarium, 969 nucleotides. Lineage: Eukaryota; Fungi; Basidiomycota; Agaricomycetes; Polyporales; Cerrenaceae. The record is from the annotation of a GenBank genome assembly.
AACGAAGUACCUCUUCACCUCGCUUUCAAUAUUUCCUAGGUAUCGGUCGUCGGUUCAAUAUGCGUGUACAAACUUUGCUCGGUUAUGGUGUUAGCUUGCUUGGAUUCCUGCAACUCGUAGCUGCUGCUCCAGAGGCGGAUGCUAUCGAGCCUGAGAUUCUCAUCGUUGCAAACUUCCCAGAGUCAAAUGCUUUCGGUCACGUUGUAAACGGGGAGAGUAACAAGAUCUUCCUUACUAUUGAGAACAAGUCCGGCCGUAAUGUUACCCUGGAGAACAUUGCUGGAUCGUUCCACCAUCCAGAGACGAAUAAGCUGAUCAAGAACAUUACGGCGUUGAGCUAUAAUCUACCCCUAUUGGAGGGAGCUAAGCUCCAGCUUCCUUACCAGUUCUAUAGCGAGUUCAAGCCGGGUGAUUUGAGAUUAAAUAUCUGGCUUGAACAUAGCCUGGACGAUAACAAGUAUCGCGUGACGGCCUACGACUCGAUCAUCACCGUGGUUGAGCCAGAAACAUCGAUCUUCGAUAUCAAGUUGUGGCUCACAUACCUCAUUGUCUCUGCCCUUAUUGGUGGUCUUGGCUACUACUCGUACCUCAGUCUCGUUCCUCAACCCAAGAAACGGAAGACUCCAGCUGUCAGCGCACCCGUUGGAACUGUAACUGCUACUGGGGCAGGUGGAUACCAGGAAGAAUGGAUUCCCGAACACCAUCUCAAGAAGCCUAAGCAAAGGCGAACAAAGGCUGGUGUUGCCGUGAGUGGAGAGGAUACAAGCGGCACGGAGUUGAGUGCAACUGAAGGCAGGAAACGGAAGGGCAAGAAGUAGAAUGACUCGCCCGACUCCCUCUAGUGAAGGGAGGUAAAAGUAGCUCAUUAUCAGACUUCGGAUGCUUUAUAUAUUAUCGUGUUGAGUUCUUCGUCGGAUGUAGUGCCAUGCUUGUUUCGCGAUCAAACAUGUCAGAUCAUGAUUUUGAGAG